GUUUCAGGGAAGAAGACGAAGAUACAAGAUAAUGGCUACUACUACUCCGAUUAAACAAGUAUAAGCUCGAAGAAUCAAAUAAUCUUCUCUAAGCAUGUCUGGAACAAUGCGAACAAUUCAAGCUUUUGACCUUUUCAUUUCCUCAAUUUCCUUACAAAUACGGGAUUCGUUGUGGAGUAUGUCGUUAUCUGAGAAAGUAAACAGAGUUUUUACUCCACAAGUGUCUUUGAUUUCUCGGGAAAAACCCUUGAGAGUAAAGUCAUGGCCUUUGCACGCCAAGUGUUUGUGUUAUUGUCUGUGUUAGUGGUGAGUUGGGGAUUGGAGAGAUGUGAGGCUGCUGGGAAGUUCAGCUUCGAAGUUCACCACAUGUUCUCUGAUACGGUCAAGCAAACUCUCGGGGUUGGCGAUCUAGUGCCCGAAAAGGGAAGUUUGGAGUACUUCAAGCUUUUGGCCCAGCGGGAUCGGUUGAUCAGAGGUCGAGGUCUUGCCUCCAACAACGAAGAAGCCCCUGUUACUUUCAUCCGGGGAAAUCGCACGGUUUCUAUCGACCUUUUGGGAUCCCUGCAUUACGCCAAUGUCUCUGUGGGAACACCGGCCACUUGGUUCCUGGUGGCUCUGGACACCGGCAGCGAUUUGUUUUGGUUGCCUUGCAAUUGUGGUACUACUUGUAUCCGUGACUUGGAGGACAUUGGACUUUCACAGAGUCUACCACUCAAUCUAUACAGUCCCAAUGCAUCUUCUACAAGUUCAAGCAUUCGAUGCAGUGACAAGCGUUGUUUUGGAUCAGGAGGGUGUUCUUCUCCUGCAAGUGUUUGCCCUUAUCAGAUCCCGUACCUUUUUAACACCACAUCCACCAGAGGGACAUUGUUUGAGGAUGUAUUGCAUUUGGUCACAGAGGACGAGGGUUUAGAGCCUGUUAAAGCUAAUAUCACGCUUGGUUGUGGUCAGAAUCAGACAGGUUUGUAUCGGAAAAGUUUGGCUGUGAACGGUCUUCUUGGGCUUGGUAUGAAAGAUUACUCAGUUCCGAGUGUACUGGCAAAAGCAAAUAUCACUGCAAACUCUUUCUCAAUGUGUUUCGGGAAUAUUAUUGACUUUAUCGGAAGAAUCAGCUUCGGUGACAGAGGCUACACAGACCAGCUAGAGACACCACUAGUUCCUAUUGAACCAAAUCCAACAUAUGCUGUGAAUGUGACCGGAGUAACAGUGGGGGGAGAUAUUCUCGAGAUUCAGAUGCUAGCUCUCUUCGACACUGGCACAUCAUUUACACACUUACUGGAGCCAGCAUAUGGUCUUCUUACCAAAGCUUUUGACGAUCAUGUAACUGAUAAGCGACGCCCGAUCGAUCCUGAGAUUCCAUUUGAGUUCUGUUACGACACAAGUCCAAAUAUUACAAGCUUUAAAUUCCCCAGAGUAAAUAUGACUUUUGUAGGAGGAUCCAAACUGACUCUGAGAGAUCCGCUUUUCACAGACGAUUCCGCCAUGUACUGCUUGGCUAUUCUGAAGAGCGUGGAUUUCAAGCUUAACAUUUUCGGACAGAACUUGAUGUCAGGCUACCGCAUUGUAUUUGACCGGGAGAGAAUGAUUUUGGGUUGGAAGCGGUCUGAUUGUUUCGAAGAUGAAAGCUUGGAAUCUACCACUCCUCCACCACCAGAGAUCGAAGCUCCUCCACCAAGUGUAUCCACGCCACCACCUCUUCUUCCUCCUCCUGCUACUUCUGCUACACCACCCCCGAUCGAUCCUCGUAACUCUACCAGAAACUCUGGCACAGGCGGUUCAGCCAACCUCAGCCAUCUUGCAGCUCAACUCCUACUUCUCCUACCUCUUUUGGCCUUCCUCUGAAUCACAGAAGCCAUUUGUUUUGUGUUGGUUUGACCAUUUUAUGUUCAUUUAAUAAUAAUCUUCGUUUGAU
Molecule: messenger RNA, 1909 nt
Organism: Arabidopsis arenosa
Lineage: Eukaryota; Viridiplantae; Streptophyta; Magnoliopsida; Brassicales; Brassicaceae
Source: the annotation of a GenBank genome assembly